Molecule: messenger RNA, 1658 nt
Organism: Dermacentor silvarum
Lineage: Eukaryota; Metazoa; Arthropoda; Arachnida; Ixodida; Ixodidae
Exons: 6
Coding region: 393-1658 (421 amino acids)
Source: RefSeq, a predicted model, not a curated record
CCCGUUUCACAUGGUGCGAUUUUUCCGUGCGUUUUUCGCAGCUGCGUUUUUCGCAGAUGCGAAAUUCGCAAUCCCGUUUCACAUGGAUCCACGGCAGCUGCGUUUUUCGCAUACUCGUAGCACAGGGUUUGCAAACUCGUAUAUUGUUCGGCAUAUGCUUUAGCAACUUUUUUGCUAAAUUAACCACUCUGCAAUGUUUCUAAACUAUAUAUUUACACUACUGAAAGUAUCAUUACCAUGUUUAAUAAUAAAAAAAGAAAUAAGCAAAGUGAUUCAGCUGUAUUUAGCGGCAUUCUGACUGGCACGAAGGUACGGGCAACAUUGGCGAGUGCGCUUUUUGCGCGAGCGUAUCGUCUGCUACGCGCCAUUCGCGCCUGCAAGAUCGUAUCUAAAUGGCGCCCGUCAAUAAGAAGCUCCUGCUUCUUCAGAAAAAAAAACUUUACUUGCUGAAGAAGAAGGCACUCCUGCUACAACCAAACCCCCGUCGAUGGUGGGUGAGGCCGAGCUGGCAGAACAGAAAGACGGAGUCCGAGUUCUACACAACGACCCUCUUUCUGAUGACCCAUGAUCUGGAGGUGUUCCGAAAAUAUUAUCGGAUGACACCAGAGACAUUCGAAAAACUGCAUUCGUUGCUAGAAACAAGGAUUUCAAAGCAGUGGGUUUUACGGGAGCCCGUGCCCUCACGAUGCCGCCUUGCCAUCACAUUGAGAUACCUAGCAUCGGGGAUGCAAAUUCAAGAUGUUGCCAUGGCAUUUAAGGUAGGCAUAUCGACUACCAGUAACAUUGUGAAGGAAGUAUGUGCACUUCUGUGGGAUGUCCUUCGACCCAAGUGUAUGAAGUUCCCAGCAAACGUUGAGCAGUGGCAGGAUAUUGCCAAGGGCUUUGAGAGCAGGUGGGAUUUCCCACACUGCAUAGGUGAUGUGGAUGGGAAGCAUGUCCAAAUAGAAGCCCCUCCGCAUUCGGGAUCUCAAUAUUUUAAUUAUAAGGGCACCUACUCCAUCGUUCUAAUGGCUGUAGUGGACAGCCAGCUACGAUUUGUCUGCAUUGAUGUGGGCGCAUACGGAUCGCAGAGUGAUGGUGGUGUAUUCAAGGCAUCGAAGAUUGGGAAACUUCUCAGCCAAGGUGCUUUAAACCUGCCUCCUCCUCAGCUGCUCCCACUGUCCACUGCCGUAGCCCCUUAUGUCUUUGUCGGCGACGAGGCGUUCCAGUUGAGGCCUGACUUCCUGCGGCCGUACCCUGGCAGGUGCCUCGCAGAGGACCUGCGCCUCUUUAACUACCGCCUCAGCAGAGCAAGAAGAUGUGCCGAGAAUGCAUUUGGGGUGCUGUCAUCAAGGUUCAGGAUUUUUCGUCGACCGAUGAACCUUCUACCAGAAAAUGCCAGAAUGGUGACACUCGCAGCAAGUGCUCUGCACAAUUUCCUUCGUGAUGACGUGUCCUACAUUCCAGAAAGAUAUGUGGACGAGGUAGACACCUUCGGCAACCUUGUGGAAGGGCAGUGGCGCCAGGAAGCUGAGGAGAAUGCUUUCCUUAAUCUGCAGCAUCAUGGUGCACACAAUUACACAAAGUCUGCAGCCGAAACGCGGGAUGUGUUUCGCAACUAUUUUGUGCACGAAGGAGCUGUGCUGUGGCAACGUGAGCGCUGUGGCCUUCUACCAUAG